Eublepharis macularius is the source of this 2839-nucleotide messenger RNA. It is a transcript of the gene BBS7, whose product is annotated as Bardet-Biedl syndrome 7. Gene Ontology annotation, cellular component: BBSome; axoneme; membrane. Gene Ontology annotation, biological process: intracellular transport; non-motile cilium assembly; intracellular protein localization. The transcript is spliced from 19 exons. Lineage: Eukaryota; Metazoa; Chordata; Lepidosauria; Squamata; Eublepharidae. The record is from RefSeq and is a predicted model, not a curated record. Gene Ontology annotation, molecular function: protein binding. Bases 174 to 2324 code for a protein of 716 amino acids.
CAAUGGCAGCCGGGCUUGAUUGAGCGUGUUUCGGGUAGUCGCGUCGCCAUAGUUACGGAAGGUCUGGCGGCAGUUUAGGCCGUGCGUAGGUAGGGGCGAAAAGCCUCGUUGGAGUCAGGGCGCCCGCGUUGUCCAGUGAAGGAGGAGCCGCGCUCGAAAUUUCACGCGUCGCUAUGGACCUGAGUCUGACCCGGGUGGAUUAUCUGCAGGUGGGAGUGACAUCUCAAAAAACCAUGAAGUUGCUCCCUGCAUCAGGACGCAAGGCAACACAGAAGGUUGUCAUUGGCGAUCAGGAUGGUGUUGUUACUUGUUUUGGGAUCAAAAAAGGAGAAUCUGUGCCAGUAUUCAAGACUUUACCAGGAGAAAAGAUUGCAAGGCUGGAACUGGGAGGUGCCCUGAACACACUCCAGGAGAAAAUUUUUGUCGCUUCAGGAUCUGAAGUUCGAGGUUUUACUAAGAAAGGGAAACAGUUUCUUUCAUUUGAUACCAAUCUCACUGAGAGCAUCAAAGCUAUGUAUAUAUCUGGAGCAGAUCUCUUUCUUUGUGCAAGUUAUAUCUAUAAUCACUACUGUGACUGUAAGGACCAGCACUACUACCUGUCAGGAGAUAAAAUCAAUGAUGUUCUCUGUCUUCCAGUAGAGAAACUGUCUUGCAUCACACCAGUAUUGGCCUGUCAGGAUAGAGUCCUUAGAGUUUUGCAGGGAUCAGAUUUGCUGUAUGAAAUGGAAGUCUCUGGUCCACCUUCUGUUCUGGCUUUGAGUGAUGGAAAUGGUGGUGACUCUGGUGAAGAAGUUCUUUUUGGGACAUCUGAUGGUAAAAUAGGUUUGAUAAACAUUUCCACAGUUUCUCCAGUUGAAAAGUGGAAAAUUGGAAAUGAGAAAAAAAGAGGAGGUAUCUUAUGUAUGGAUAGCUUUGACAUUUUGGGAGAUGGAGUUAAGGAAUUGCUUAUUGGCAGAGAUGAUGGAAUUUUAGAAAUCUAUAGCUUUGAAAAUGCAAAUAGCCCUGUUCUCAGACAUGAAUACGCCUUUCCAGAGAGUGUCACAUCUGUCCAAGGCGGUUGUGUUGGGAAGGAAGGCUAUGAUGAGAUCGUAACAUCGACAUAUUCAGGGUGGGUUUCAGGACUGACUACAGAGCCUAUCCAUAGAGAAUGUGGAUCAGGAGACGAAGUAAAGAUGAGUCAUGAAAUGCAGAACAAGAUUUUAUCCUUAAGGAAUGAAUUGGAACACCUGCAAGUCAAAGUACUUCAGGAGCGUGAGAAGUACCAGCAGAACUCUCAGUCCAGCACUGCCCUUUCAACAGUCCCAACAAUUAGUAUAAAUGAUAAGUUUACCCUAAAUAGAGACGAUGCCAGCUACAGCCUUGUCCUGGAAGUCCAGACAGCUAUUGACACUGUUUUGCUACAAUGUGAUGUUCCAAUAGACCUAAAGGAUGUGGAUAAAAAUUCAGCUGUUGUGAGUGUUGUUGACUGUGAAUCUGAGCCAAAUGGCAAUUUUCUCCUUGCCACAUAUCGGUGUCAAGCAAACACAACAAGGCUGGAGCUUAAGAUUCUGUCAAUUGAAGGUCGUUAUGGGACACUGCAAGCGUAUGUAACUCCAAGAGUUCAACCAAAAACCUGUCAAGUUCAGCAAUAUCAGAUUAAGCCACUUUCACUUCAUCAGCGGACACAUUGUAUUGAUCAUGACAGACCGAUGAAUACCUUAACUCUCAAAGGGCAGUUUAGCUUUGCUGAAGUUCACUCCUGGGUUGUAUUUUGUUUGCCUGAAGUUCCUGAAAAGACACCAGUGGGAGAGAGCAUCAGCCUCUACUUUCAGAACACCUUCUUGGAUACACAGCUUGAAUGUACUUACCGGAAAGGGGAGGCAUAUUUCAAAUCUGAUAAUAUAUCUACAAUAUCCAUUCUAAAAGAUGUACUAUCUAAAGAAGCUACCAAAAGGAAAAUUAAUCUCAAUAUAUCAUGUGAUAUAAAUGAAGUAUCUGUAAACCACACUUUACAGCUAAUCCACCCAAAAUUAGAAUACCAGCUGAUGCUGGCUAAGAAAGUUGAACUGAUAGAUGCUUUAAAAGAAUUACAGACUCAUGAAGGAAAUACUGACUUCCUGAUUCCAGAAUACCGCAGUAUUGUGGAAGAUGCAGAGCAGCUACUCAAAGAACAUGAGAAACAACCUGCAUCUCUUGAAAGACUUUAUGGUAUGAUUACAGAUCUAUUCAUAGAUAAAUUUAAAUUCAAAGGCACUAAUGUGAAAACCAAAGUACCUCUCCUCCUGGAAAUUUUGGGAAGCUAUGAUCAAGACACUCUGCUUGCCUUUUUUGAUAGUGCUGCCUAAGCUACAAGAAUGUAAACAACCAACUGGGACAAUCAGAUCUUCAUUUAAAUAUGCAUUGUUGUUUCUUUGAUAAGAUUAACUUAGCAGAAGAGGGUCUCAUACUUCUGUAUUAGACUUUGUCUAAUAAAUUGGCUGAUAAGGAAGAAUUGACCAUAUAUGAAAUUUUAUACAAGAUUUUUUUACUUGAAUGGUGGUUGAAAAAAAUUAGCAAAAUUUGCAAAUAGCUCAGGUAUACUUAAUGCCAAAAUACAUUUUAUUCAAAGCUUAUUUAAAGAAAACAUUUGCAUAUGUUCCACAUUGUUUUGCCAUUUGAAGAUACUCUUUGAACCAUGUAAUGAGAAAAUUAGCUCAUCUGAAGAUUGCAAAUCUACAGCCAUACGAAAUUGUGUACAAUAUUUUCUGUAUACUGAAUGUUACAGAACUGUAUUUUCUAUGUAUUAUAGAUAAUAAUGUAUAUAGAAAGGGAGUAAGACAUUAUUAAAAAUAAGAUCAGUUCUUCUAAUUGACUCUACUAA